AUGGCUAACCAGUUGGCCGACGUAUGGAGUACACAUUGGACGGGGCAUACUCAAUCGAUGUGCGGUUUAAUUCGAAUUGACGGAUCUGCUCUGCGUUUUAUGGGUUUGCAGCCAAUUGACAUUCCAGUUCUUACACAAAAGAGUGUAACCGUGUCAGCGACCACAACCACGUUCGAAUUUGAAGAGUAUGGUAUUGCUUUGAGCGUAGAAUUUCUUUCUCCACUUCUGCCGAAAGAUCUUGAUCUUCUAACUCGACCUGUUACUUAUGUGAACUUUACGUUGCAUGCUACAGAUGGAAAUGAACAUUCUGUAGAAAUCUAUUUCGACAAUACAGCAGAAUUGGUCGUCAAUGACGUUAAUCAAAAAGUCCUUGCAGCACAACACAAUGUUAAAGACAUACAAGUACUCUCAUUUAAGUCUGUUGAACAGUUGAUUCUCGGGAAAAAAGGUGACGACGUUCGAAUAGAUUGGGGAAUUCAAUAUUUAGCCAUACCCGAGGCCACACAAGGUCAAACGUUUAUAGGUGCCACCGAACUAAGCCGUAACACAUUCGCUCAUCAAGGCAUUUUACCAAAUUCCAACACGAUGAAGUUUCCACGAGCUGUCAAUGAUGAUUGGCCAGGUAUUUCAGCUGUUCUUACAUUUAAUAAAGUAAGCCGUUAUCCAGUUUCUCGUCAUUUAUUGCUCGCUUACGACGAAUUGUAUUCGGUCGAGUAUUUUCAUCGCAAAUUGAAACCUUAUUGGAAGCGGAAUGGUCUUCAGAUAGAUGAACUAUUGAUAAGAGCAGAAUCUGAAUACGUUUCAGUUCGUAAUCGAUGCAAUGAAUUCAAUAGAAUACUUCGCCAAGAGUUGAAUGAUCGCGGUGGAACAAAAUAUUCAAAAAUUGCUGAACUAGCUUUUCGGCAAUGCUUGUCGGCUCACGCCAUUGUUCAAGAUGUUGACGGCACAUUACUCAUGUUUAGUAAAGAGAAUAGCAGCAAUGGUUGUAUGGGAACAAUAGAUGUAACCUAUCCAGGUGCUCCUUUCUUUCUUUAUUUCAAUUCAGAUCUACUCAAGGCUCAAAUUGUACCUGUCCUCAACUAUGCUGCAAGGCCAUCUUGGAAAUUUCCUUUUGCUCCUCAUGAUCUUGGAAUUUAUCCACAAGCAAAUGGACAAGUAUAUGGAGGUGGUGAACAUUCAGAACAAUAUCAAAUGCCCGUCGAAGAAUGUGGUAAUAUGCUUAUUCUAACUGCUGCUGUUUGCAAAAUACAAAACAAAACAGAUUUAGCUGACCAACACUGGGAAAUACUACAAAAAUGGGCACACUAUAUUUUGCUAUUUGGUUUAAAUCCAUCAAAUCAGUUAUGCACAGAUGACUUCGCCGGCCACCUUGCACAUAAUGCUAAUCUUUCACUAAAGGCAAUUAUGGCGAUUGGAGCUUUUGCGAAGCUCUGUGAAUUGCGAAUGGAUAAAACGCAAGCAGAUUUUUUCUAUCUGAUUGCACAGAAAAUGGCAGCCAAAUGGCUAACAUUAGCCGACGAUGGUGAUCAUUACCGGCUUGCAUUCGAUAGAAAAGGAAGCUGGAGCCAGAAGUAUAAUCUUGUGUGGCAACAACUUUUCAAUUUCAAUAUAUUUCCCACUUCUGUAGCACAAAAGGAAAUUAAUUAUUAUCUGAAGCAUCAGAACAAAUUUGGUCUUCCAUUAGACUAUCGAGCAGAUUAUACGAAAGCUGAUUGGAUUGUAUGGACGGCUUGUCUUGCGAAAACAAAACAAGUCUUUCAAGCUUUUAUCACUCCAUUAUAUGAUUUCCUUAAUGUUUCCGUCGAUAGAGUCCCUUUUUCCGAUCUGUAUGAUACAAAGACAGGUCGGCAAGUGGGAUUCCAUGCACGUAGUGUUGUUGGAGGAGUAUUUUUACCACUUUUAAAACCGUUUUGA
Molecule: messenger RNA, 1914 nt
Organism: Rotaria socialis
Lineage: Eukaryota; Metazoa; Rotifera; Eurotatoria; Philodinida; Philodinidae
Source: the annotation of a GenBank genome assembly